This is a messenger RNA of Drosophila serrata, 1806 nucleotides long. RefSeq names its product CUB domain-containing protein Sol1 (gene Sol1). Gene Ontology annotation, cellular component: plasma membrane. The record is from RefSeq and is a predicted model, not a curated record. NCBI's taxonomy places the organism in Eukaryota, Metazoa, Arthropoda, Insecta, Diptera, Drosophilidae.
CUGGUGGCCUUUCAGCUCGAGCAAUUGCAGUUGCGUCCCGGCUGCUUGGACAGCAUGGACGUCUUUCCGUAUCUGAGGGAGCCCGUCAUUGAGAACGCGACACUGACGGCGGACACCUUUUGCCAGCACAGCCGGAACCGCAGUGCCACGCCUAUUUAUAGCUCCGGUCGAUUGCUGGGCCUUCGGCUCCGAUUCCAGCAUCCGCCCACCAGGGCGGACAAGUGGAACUUGACCCUAACCGCGAGCUAUCGAUUUUUGAAGCGCGACAACUUCCGAACGGAUGGUCGCUUGGUGCCUCAUAGCUACUGUGACUUCUACUUCUUUGCCAGCCUGGCCACCGAGGAGGGCAAUCUGGGCCAGGGAUACUUUCACUCUCCACGCUUUCCUGCCCACUAUCCGGCGCACAUCAAGUGCGCCUACAAGUUCAUUGGUAGGCCGGACACCCAUGUGGAGAUCCUGUUCGAGGAGCUGCAACUGCCGCCGGUGGUUAGCGGUGGCUGUCAGCUGGACGCGAUUACCCUAUUCGAUGCCGAAUCUGCCCACAUGAGCUCCGUGAUCGAUGUGCUCUGCUCAAGUCGUCCCAGCCGCCGGCUGGUGAGCAGCGGUCCUGAUCUUCUACUGGAAUUCAAUGCCAGCUCAAAUCGCACAGCCAAAGGAUUUCGCGGCAAAUACAGAUUCGUGCCUAAUGAGCCGGAAGUGCUGCUGGCUCUUCCUCCGCCGCCCGCCGUCUUGGAGGCGGCCAGUGUGGCCGCAAAGGAGGAGAAGCAGCAGAUCCAGAUCCAACAACUUCAGCAACAGCACUCCUUUGCCGCCAAGCCUAACAGUCUACCCAUGGAUGUGGAGCUGUCGAAGCCGGGACGACCGUUUGAACCAUGCAAACAAAUAUUUGACACACGCGUAAACAAAUCGGGAACCUUUGACUCCAGCCAGCUGUUCUCGGCCAAACACGCCGUUGGCGGCUCGAGAGUCCUGCAAUGCCGUUACGAAUUCAAUGGAAUACCGCCAGAGCGCGUGCAGAUUCGAUUUCACGAUUUUAACAUUCCCACAGAGCACGAGAACUCCACUGGUUGCCAACCGUCAGAUGCACUUCAUGUGUUGACCGAGAUUAGGGCAGAGACACAGGAGCUCCUGUGCGGCGCCUUCCUGCCUAAGCCCCUGAUGUCCAGCGGUACACAGUUGCAGCUCCAGUUCGUGGGCAAAUAUCCGCCUGCAAUGACCAAUAAUGUGCAGUAUUACGGAUUUCGCGCAGAAUACCGAUUUCUGACUAACUUUGGCAUCAUGUCGGGCGUCCAACAGGGCCAGGAUUGUGCUUUCGUCUACAACAGCAGUGAGCGCAUAAGCGGUUUAUUUCACUCACCUAACUUUCCGGGAUACUAUCUGGAAAAUGUGGUAUGCAAUUACUACUUUUACGGUGCCAGUGAUGAGCAGGUUGUCCUUCAUUUCACCUACUUUGAUGUGGAGGGAAUCGAAACUUGUGACCAGCAGACUGCCAGCGACUAUGUGGAGUUCUCGAAUUUUAUGACCACAGAUCGAAAGUACAGCAGAUACUGCGGAAAGCUUCAGGACUUUGAAAUUCGGUCAUAUGGACGAUUCUUCCGUGUUACCUUGCACUCAAACGAUCGUUUCGUAGCCAUUGGUUUUCGCGCCCUCUACACCUUUGAAUCCAUCCCCAUGAAUAACUCCAUUGUUGCGCUGCGGGAUAAUGCCUCCACCCAGAGCUUUAUUUCGUCUGCGCCAUCUCAAUCUAUUAAGAAGUUGUACCACUACUUUGUUUUGUUUAUUUUUGUUUUAGAACACUCUUUUUAA